CGGACAGGCACUCAGCCGCACCAGCACACACAUGCAGACAGACAGACAGACUAGUGGCCAGCCAGCCAGCCAGCCAGGCAGGUAGACAGGGGCAACAGGCCACCCCGCUCACUUGCGGCUCGGAUUCCUGCACGGACGCACACACACACACAUGACCAUCCCGUCCAUCGGGUGUGUGUGUGUGUGUGUGGUUGCUCACCGUCUGCGCGAAGAGACCGUUUGGAACCCGUCUUCAUCGACGUCCCCAUCCACGGCGGGCGACUCGUCGCCAACGUGGUUGGCCACAGGACUGAACACAACACAACACCGACACACACAAACGUCAGGUGGGGAGGGCACCGUGUGUGUCAUGAAGGAAGGGACAAAAUAAGUGGUUGUCUGACCCGUCAGGCUUGACGUGGUUGUCUUGUGGGCUGUCGCCAUCCACCGGGCCGUCAGAUCUGCCGCCUCGGCGACUCGGAGUCGGGCCGUCAUCAUCACUGAGUGAGACACAUGCACACACACACACAUGCGCAGACAAAGGAGGAGUCAUCUAGGCCGUCUCGGGCCGCUGGUGGUGGUACGGCAGCCUCACUAACCGGUCAUCGUGUCCGUUCGUGUGUUGGUGGUCGAGGCGGUCUCGCGGCGGGCGUCCUCCUCGGUCUUUUGAGGCUCGGCGUCGGUCGUCCUGCCGCUUGCGGUCCUCCUCCAACUCCCUGUCGUGCUCCUGACUGCGAAUGAAACUCCUGAAAUCGGAAAGAGCGAGCAGUGAGCGGAUUGUCUGUGGUUCCGUCUCUCGACCUCUCCUCUCUCUCUGUCUCUCACCAGUCCUGGUCACCACGGUCGUCCCGGCCUCCUCUGUGGUCUCGGCCGCGAGCCUUGAACGCCUCCCUGCUGCACACAAAGCCACCAAGGCCACACGAAUCCACAGUGACACCCUCUGCGCUUCCUCUCUCCCCCCUCCCCCUCCCUCCCCCAUUGCUUGCACAGCACACACACCUUUCGAUUGGGUCUCUGUCUCGGUCGUAGUCGCGGCGCCUGUCGGGCUCCCGGUCACGUCCGCCCCUGUCCCUGUCCCUCUCUCUGUCACGCCUGUCGUCCCUCCGAUCAUCGCGGUCAUCGCGACGCCACUCGCGAUCGUCCUCACGGCCACGAUCCAUCUGCACAAGAACCCAACACGAGGUAAGGCCUCUUUCGUCCCCCCAUCGUGUAUUGCUGACCCUGCGAGGUCCGCGGUCGUCCUCCUCGUCGUCACGGAAGCGACGGUCGUCGGGUCGACGUUCGUCGUCCCUCGAACGCCGAGAGGGCGGCACGUAUCGACCACCCUCACGCUCACGCGGCCGCUCCUCCCUGUCCCGCUCUCUCUCCCUCUCCCUCUCUCUGUCUCGGUCCCCCCUGAGGGCUCCGAAGUCUCGCUCAUCCUCGUCACGAAGGCGGUCGCGAUCGCGACGCGAGUCGAACUCCCUCUCCCUCUCCCUGUCCCUGUCGCGGUCUCUCUCCCUGGCCUCGAUUUCCUCCAUGCGCUUGCGCUGCAUCUCCGCCUGCUUGAACAAACGCUCCUUCCGCUGAGAUGAGAGAGGGACAGGCAGGAAAGGGAAGUCAACACAGGCAGCAGGGCGUGUGUCUUCUGGGGGUGUGUGUGUGUGUGGAACGGAACACUGACCUCUUUCUCUUCUCUGUCUUUGCGUUCGGCCUCGGCGCGCAGCCGCUCCUCCUCCUCGCGAGCCAACUGAUAGACACACGGAUGGAUGGAUGGAUGGACACAUAACAUAGACAACACACAGGCAAGCGGAGACGGAUGGGAUGAGCAGACAUGGGAUGGAUGCAUGGAUGGAUGGAUGGAGGGAUGGGGCGUGCGUGGCGUGGCGUGGCGUGGCGUGUGUGUAUGGUAUGAGCCUCAGUCCAGCUCCAAAAGUGCUUCCUCAUUGCUGACUGGCUCUUUGACAGCCGGCCAGCUGUAGCAAGGACGCAACUGGUAUCAUCAUCAGCCGAACGAACCAGCCGCACUCACUCACCCCAACUGAACUGAUCUGCCCUGCCCUGCCAUGUCCUGACCUAAGUGACAGUGACUGGCUGGCUUCUCUUCUCCCACACACACACACGCACACGUGCAGUGAGUGCAUCUGACUCACCCGUGCUUCCUCCUCCUUGCGGCGCUGCUCCUCCUCCAACUUCUCACGCUGAAAGAAACACACCGAUGCGCGAAUCGUCAUGGUAUUGCUUGGCUGGUUGGUUGUUUGCUUACGUAUCGUCGUUCCUCCUCUGCCUGCUCCUUGCGCUCGCGGGCACGGUGGAUCUUGCGCUCGAUGAUCAUCUGGUCACACACGCACGCACACCAACAGGCAGGCAAUCGCUCGGUUGCGAUGAACAUGUGUGACGUGUCUGCCAGUGCGUGUGUGUGUGGGGGGGAGUGGUUUUUCUGCCUUACGUUUCGUAUUUCCUGUCGUGCCUCGCGUCGCUUGGCCUCGAGUUCCUCGCGCUUGCCCUCCAUCUGACGCUCAAUCCACGACUCCUGCAGGCAGGCAGGCACGUGCCAGCCAUCGACACACACAGCCGUGAACAACCAAUCCACCACUGGCAGUGAUGGGCCCUGUCUCUUUCGUGACCUUACUCACCCUGUAUGGCUUGACGGGCACGAAGAGGUUCUUCUCGGCGACCAGCGCGUCGUGGCUCUGCUUGUGCUCUGACACACACCGGAGAACAAACAAACAGCACACACACAUGUGCAUGCCCCGUCCGUCGCCCACGCGCCGUGCUCUGGCUCUCGCUCUCGCUCACCCUGCAUGUAGUUCUGGUUGAGGACGUCGUGGUACUGUUUGUCCUCCUCCUGGAUCUUGACGAGCCUCUCCUGCAGCAAAGGGAGCUCCUCCUCUCGCAGGGCGCGCGCCAGGUGGUCCACCCGCUUGGCCUCGAGCUUGCGCUGGCGGAUCUUCUCGUUGCGCUCCUUGAUGCGCUGCUCCUCCUGCGCCUUCUCCAGCACCUCUCGGUUCAUGUGACGCACGUCGUCCAGACCCACCUCGUCCAACUUCUUGCCGCCGAUCUGGUCAACGGACACACACACACAGUGAGGGAGGCAGAUGGUGUGUGGGAGGAUAGGAAUGGCUGGCUGUGGAGGGGAGGGGUCACACACUACACAUACGUGUGUACCGUGAUUUUGGCGGCGGCCUGGCUGGUGCUGGCCAUUUUCUUGAUGGCUUCGAGCAUCUCCUGCGUCUUGGCGACCUCCUUCUUCUCCUGCUCCUCCUUCUGCUUCUCCUCCUCGCGUUUCUUCUUCUCCUCCUCGCGGCGCCUGGCCUCGGCCUCCUCCUCGCGGGCUUUGAUCUCCUCCAUCUUGCGACGUUGCUCCUGAUGAAUGGAUGGCACAGACAGACAGGGGGGACAGACAACACAUGAACGAACGAGCUGUUGGUUGAUGGACGAGAUGUGGGUGUGUGUACCUGGUCGAUGCGGGCUUGUUCCUUCUCGCGCUGCUGCUUGCGGUACUCAAUCUCGGCCUUCCUGCAAACGCAGAGCAGACGAACGAAGGCACGCCAGCCAACACAGGCAACCAACCGGUGAGGGACGCAGUCAUUCGCAUACAUAGGCUAUCUAGGGUGUGUCAAGUCGCGUCGACUCGACCCGUCCUUACCUUUCCUGCACGUUGCGGUGUUCCUUCCUGAGGUUGGCGGUGAUCUCCUCAAACAGACGCUCCUUCUCAGUCAUGUCCUGCUGCUGGAUGCCCUGCAGGCAACGAAGGAAGCCAGCACACACAAGUGAGUGAAGUUACAGAGUGGAUGGAUGUGUGUCGCCCGUCCCGUCGCCUGCUGGCCGACCUUUGGUGCGAUCUUCUUGACAGCCUGCUCAAGCUUAGUCGCCAAGUCGACCAACUGAUGCUUCAAACUGAUGGAUGGAUGGCAUGGUCGACACACCGACACAGAGAGAGAGAACGAACCACACAUCUGUCUGUGCGCCCGCCGCUGCUCGCUGCUUGUGGUUGCGGCGCUCCCCUCCCUCACCCGUCGCUUGCGUCUGCCAUGGAUGCGCCGAAAAAAAUGGCCUUCUUGACGUAGUCGAUGCGCAGCUGCACCUGCUUCUUGUGGACGAGCUCCACGAUGACCUUCUCGGCCUCCGCCCACUCGAGGAAACUCGCGGGGCACACCGCCCUCGUGAAGUAGUCCACCGACAACGUGCUGUAGACCUGCCCGACACACAACACAAGCCGUGCUAUGCUGUGCUCUCAUGUCCUAUCGGUCUGCCUGACUGCGUCAUGCGUCUCACGUUAGCGAGCUGCAUGAUGGUCUUGUGGCAGACGACUCGUUUGAUGGGCAUGAUGUACUUGUGGGCGAAGUCGGGCAGCUCAUCCAGCAGAGGCAGACAGUCGGUGCUGCACACACACACAACACACACACACACACACAGGGACACACAGGGACAGACAAUGACCUCAGUGCCGCGCCUCUGUCUGUCUCGUUGUGGCUCAGCUCAGUCGCUCCCUUCCCUCCCGGUUUACCAUAGACUGAGUGGGGUGAAGUCGUUCUCCAGCAGUGUGUAUAGCUUUUUGCAGGCGGGGUGUGCGUGGACCAGGAUCUGCUUGGCCUGCAGCUCCUGCUGCAGGUACUCGCGACUCGGCACAACUGCACCCAUCGCAUCAACCAACACAAGGCAUUCGUGGCCGUGUGUGUGUGUAUGUGUGUGUGUGUGUGUGUGUGUGUUGACCCACCUGGAUAGAAGAGGAGUUGGCUCAUGCGUCUGGCCUUGUCGCGACGGAUGUCGUCCUCCUGAGUGCCCAGACGAUGAGCCGCAGACAGGUUGCCGCUGAAAGGAAUGAAAUGAACGAUUGCGCACAACGACCGACGCGUGAAAUCCCUCGAUUCGUCGAGUGAGGGUGCUGGCUGAAGUGAUGUGAUGUAUCCCUGCUGGCUUACAUGUGGAGUGGAAUGGCCAGGAUGGAGAGGACGGUGAGGGUGCACGACUGCUCGAUCUCCUGCUCGGUUGCCGACUUCUUGUGUGUCCGGACUUGCAGAAAAUACUUGAGCCUGCACCAAGCAAGCACCACACACAUGAAUCCCCAUGCACCGCACCCAGACAUGAACUGAAGGAUUCCAGCUGGACUUCGUUCGUGUAUCUAUCGGUGUGUCGAUUCACUCACCAGGCGCACGCAUGGAACAGGUAGUCCUCUCCCACCCAGAAUAUCUGGUAAGAUAGCACGUCAGGACAUUCAGUCCCACAAGGCAGGAAGAUGAAGCGACAUCGUCCCGUCAUCCAACCACCCACCGUUUGCAGCUUGUCAUAGUAGUCGGCCAGCAACUUGGGGCGACGCUUGGACGUUUUCUGAACACACACAGCCACAUGACAUGAGCCGCCGACUUGUCCCUCCCUGGUGUUGUUGGUUUGGCCUUACCACCAUGAGGGCGUAGAUGUCCUCAGACGUGGCGAAACACUCACGCCAGAGGGUCAACUCAGACGCAACCUGCACACACAUGGAGGCCGAUCCAUCUGUGCUUAGGUACCUUUGUCCCUUCCGGGCUACCUUGAGUUGCGUGAAUCGUGUUUCGAGCAUGGCGGCGAUGGUCUCGGGGUUGUUCAGGUUGAUCUGGUUCUGCUGACCAGCUGCACCAACACACAAACAGACAGACAGACAGACAGACACACAGACAGACAGAGGCAUGCAGCACCCAUCCCCAUCCAUCGCUUCAUUCAGGUCACGUCACACGCGGCUCGGCUCACAUACGUUUGGUCAUGGCCUGCUUUUGUAUGUUGGCGUAGUGGUUGCGGAUGCGUUCGCAGAGGCGCUUGAACUCCUGCGGCCGCUGGUUGGCCAGGCAGAACUCGAAGGCCUUCUGCGCCGUGUCGUGGUACACCUUCUCGAGGCGCGAGUUGGUCCGCAGGAUGUCCAGAAUCGUCUUGUACGAUUCCCACACAAACCUGAACAAACCAACCAGGGCGAUGGACCAGUGUUGUCAUGUGUGUGCCUGGUUCAUUCAGUUCACCUGAAGGCAUCGUGCACUUCACGAGACUGCUGGUCGCGGUCAGAUUGCUGAGAGGGAGACACACCACACCAUGCAGACAGACAGACAGGUGUGCACGUCUGUGUCGCGUGCGUGUAAGGAGGAUGGUUUGUUGGGUCAGUCUCUGCUCACCUGCACACUGCUGAGCAGCACCGCCUCGGGCGACUCCUCGCCCUCCAAAUCAGCCAUGUCGGUGAUCUGCACACACCCAUACAUCAGACACAGGCACAGCAGAUGAGCGACAGGGAAGGCACCACGUAGCUGAGUCAUGGGCCGGCCGCCCACUCACCUUGAUGUUGUGUGCUCGCUUCUUGGCGUCGUUGAGGCGCUCCUCGGCAUAGUCGCGAAACCGACAGAUGACCGUCUCGAGCGAGGCAACAUUGGCUUGCUGACACAGACCUGAACGCACAGACAGACAGACAGUCAAGAAACACUUUGAAUGGAACAGCCGAUCGUAUGGGGCGUUGUUGCCUUGGUCAUGUAUCUGUGUGCGUGUGUGCGCGUGUGUGUGGUAGCUACCUCUGUAUUGGAUGAGGCCCUCCUUGGCGUACUUGAGACGCUGCUGCUCAACACAGAAGUCGACGUACUUGAGGAGCACACGCUCGAGCGUCGCGUUCCAUCCCUGCGACCUGGGCAGGUCACACACACACACAUACGACACACAGAUGACAGACAGAUGCAGAAUCGUUGCCAUCCCGCCGCUGUCUGCCUCUCUGUCUGUCCGUCCGUCCGUCUGUCCGUCUGUCCGUCUGUCCGUCUGUCCGUCUGUCCGUCUGUCCGUCUGUGUGUGUGUCUGGGUGCGGCUCACUUGAAUCUGUUGUGGCUGAUGACAGAGUGGAGUGUCUGGAGGGCGGUCUCCCGCUGACCCACGGCCUCCAACUCCUCAGCCCGCUUCAAAGCAUUCUCUGGCUUGAGAAACAUCGACAUGCUGGCAAGAUACCGUGGAACCGCUCCCUCGACUCGCUGAUCUUCGGCUGCUGCUGAUGGAAACGCAGUGGGUCAGCCAGAAGAGCAUUCAAAGGACGAGCAGACAGCCGGGCAACUCGCGGGGGGCGAGUGGCGUGUCGACAGCUGAUGCGAGAGGGCAGAUCUCUGACUGUUGCCUUGCCAGAGUCACUCCUCACUGACUCACAGAGACACUCCUGCCUGUCCUCAGCUGCUGCAGCUGAUCUCUGGCUGAUCCUCCUCGGCGCGGCGAAUGCACGACGAACUCGACGUGCUCUUGUGGAUUUGCUUCUCUUUUG
Vitrella brassicaformis is the source of this 7210-nucleotide messenger RNA. Lineage: Eukaryota; Vitrellaceae. The record is from the annotation of a GenBank genome assembly.